AUGCGGUCUCGGCCCCCUAGCGAUCCCUUCCCCGAUGCGAUGAACGAGAUGAUGCGCUCCGCCACGAGAAGGCUCGACCUGUCGGAGGCGCCCUCCCACCGCUUCGACUAUCUCACCGGCGCCGACGAAGCCGAGGGAGAGACUCACUGCGCGUACUUCGCGUACGGCCUCCUCGCAGCCCACGUCCGCCACGGGUCCCAGAUCUGCUUUGUCGCCGACGGGGAGAGCGGGACCGGCAAGACACACGGCACGUUCAAGGGGCGACGGUCCGUCGCACGCUGCGCGAUCGGCCUGGCCCUCGCCGCCAUGAAGACGGCAGGGAGGCCUGGCGACCUCCGUAUUGCCCUCACCGAAUGGCACGCCGAAGCGUCUGGCCCACUCAGAGCAAUGCCGCACGAUCGUCUUCGACGCCACUCCUCGGGGCCAGAAUACAGCCUUGACCCGUGGACCCCGACGGACGCGAGGACCUUCGGGGAGACGUGGUACGCGCUCAAGGCGAAGACGGGCUUCGACGAGUGGGAGGUGGGGGACAGUUUCCUUCCGCGUGCGCUGCGCCACCGAAAAGUGGCCACGACGUCGCUGAACGACGAAUCGUCGCGUUCCCAUCUCGUCUUGAGCAUCCAUCUUCCCGGCGAUGGCGUCCGUUCCCGCGAUGCGAGCAUUAUGAUGGUGGACCUGGCCGGUAGCGAGCUCGGCAUGGAAGAGGACGUACGCCACCGGGGCGAUCUAGAGAGCGCAUUCAUCCACGCGAGCCGCCACGCCAUCCUCCGGCAGCUGCGCGCCUUCGCGGCUGGCCAAGUGGUCGCCCAAGACGCAAAGGUCGGUGAGCCGCACGAACUACUGGCCCGAUGCUAA
Cladophialophora carrionii CBS 160.54 is the source of this 855-nucleotide messenger RNA. RefSeq lists its product as uncharacterized. Gene Ontology annotation, molecular function: microtubule binding; ATP binding; microtubule motor activity. Gene Ontology annotation, cellular component: microtubule; kinesin complex. The record is from RefSeq and is a predicted model, not a curated record. Gene Ontology annotation, biological process: microtubule-based movement. Bases 1 to 855 code for a protein of 284 amino acids. Lineage: Eukaryota; Fungi; Ascomycota; Eurotiomycetes; Chaetothyriales; Herpotrichiellaceae. The transcript has a single exon.